AUGUGUAAAAAUUUGAUAAAACAUGCGUCAAAGCUUCUUCCAUCACCCUCGCCAAAGCUUCCUCCAUCAUCUCCACCCUCACUAAAACUUCUUCCAUCUGAAAUACAAGACAGAUAUCAGAAAAAGCUGGAUUAUCACAAAAAAUGUGUUAUAAUUUAUGAGAGUCAAGUGGAAAUGUUUUCGAAAAUUGCAAAGAGUCAAGGCACCGAAAAUAUGAGAUUUGACGUUGGUAAUUAUGAUAAUCCAAUCGUUUUAUUGUCAGAAAAUGAAUCAGUGAUUAAUCUUUUAAUACUGAAUUGUAUUUGGAUAACAACCUUUCAUUAA
Messenger RNA from Dictyostelium purpureum, 324 nucleotides. RefSeq lists its product as uncharacterized. Bases 1 to 324 code for a protein of 107 amino acids. The record is from RefSeq and is a predicted model, not a curated record. The transcript is spliced from 3 exons. NCBI's taxonomy places the organism in Eukaryota, Evosea, Eumycetozoa, Dictyosteliales, Dictyosteliaceae.